This is a messenger RNA of Grosmannia clavigera kw1407, 441 nucleotides long. RefSeq lists its product as uncharacterized. The transcript is spliced from 2 exons. NCBI's taxonomy places the organism in Eukaryota, Fungi, Ascomycota, Sordariomycetes, Ophiostomatales, Ophiostomataceae. Bases 1 to 441 code for a protein of 146 amino acids. The record is from RefSeq and is a predicted model, not a curated record.
AUGGACUUUCUGCUAGGACGCAGCAAGCCGGCGGUGGCGCCGGUGGCCGGCGAUCGCGUUGUGCCGCUGCACUUUUUCGAGGACAGCCCGCUGGUGCAGGGCAACAACAUGGCCGUGUCACUCACGUUUGAUGGAUCCGCUGAAGCUGCGUCGUGCGCUCGAGAGCCUGGUGCAGCGGCCGGGCUGGGAGAGGCCGCCGGCAAAACCGAGUGGCACAGUCCAGCCAUUUUUGGCGACGACCGACCGGCCAUCAACUUUGCACACGUCGACCACGACGUCACGAUUGCUGCCUAUGCAGCCGCCAGCAACAUCCGGCUGCCGCAGCCGAGCAGCGUGCCGGCCGUGGUGAGCGACCCGGACGACUUUGCCGACCUGGCUUGGGCCCCGGGCUAUCAGCCUGGCGGCAUCACCGACUAUCUCGGCACAGACGGCAUCGACUGA